AUGGAUCUAUUGGCAAUGAAUCAAGUUCUCGAUACAAAUGUAAGAGGUCUAAUUUAUUGCACUCAGGCGGCUUUUAAAAGUAUGAAAGAACGUGAAUUUGCUGGUCAUAUUGUUCAUAUAAAUAGUAUUCAUGGACAUAGAGUUCCUGAUUGGUCAGAAAGUACCAAUAUUUAUACACCAACAAAAUUUGCUGUAACUGCAAUUAAUGAAGUAAUACGCCAGGAACUUAAUAAUUUGGGGACGAAAAUUAAAACAACGAGCGUCAGCCCUGGUGUAGUGCGUACUGAAUUAGCUCCAGAUGAAGUGUUUGAUCAAAUUGGAUGCUGUUUGAACCCGGAAGAUGUAUCACAAGCUGUAUUGUUUGCCAUCUCAACUCCACCGCAUGUUCAAAUUCAUGAAAUUAUUGUUAAACCAGUUGGUGAAAAGCUGUAA
Messenger RNA from Episyrphus balteatus (marmalade hoverfly), 432 nucleotides. RefSeq names its product farnesol dehydrogenase-like. The coding region runs from base 1 to 432 and encodes 143 amino acids. The transcript is spliced from 2 exons. NCBI's taxonomy places the organism in Eukaryota, Metazoa, Arthropoda, Insecta, Diptera, Syrphidae. The record is from RefSeq and is a predicted model, not a curated record.